Bubalus bubalis (water buffalo) is the source of this 3591-nucleotide messenger RNA. RefSeq names its product centrosomal protein 70 (gene CEP70). The record is from RefSeq and is a predicted model, not a curated record. Gene Ontology annotation, cellular component: centrosome. Gene Ontology annotation, biological process: regulation of microtubule cytoskeleton organization; cilium assembly. Lineage: Eukaryota; Metazoa; Chordata; Mammalia; Artiodactyla; Bovidae. Gene Ontology annotation, molecular function: gamma-tubulin binding. The transcript has 18 exons. The coding region runs from base 369 to 2045 and encodes 558 amino acids.
CGGUGUUUCAGCCGGUGCAGAGGCGGAUUCCUCGAUGAGCUCCUGCUCGAUUGGCCGACCUCCCACGGUGGGGUAACUGUCGCAGAGGCGGGGCCGGAGGCGGCUGAGCCGGCCGGGUUGAGCGCGCUGCGGGAGGUAGGCGGCGGCUGAGGAAGAUGAAGAUCCAGUUUCAGACAUGAGACUCACUGAGUGAUCAUUUCAUUGAGAUCAUCGUGAAUGACAAGGUGAAAAGUACAAGAGGAAUGUGGAAUGACUGAGACAAUUCAAUUUUUUAUUGCCAAUCUCAACUUCUUUUGACUCUACAAAAGAAAUUGUAUCUACAGCAGCCCCUAAAGCCAAGGAGUCCAGCAAAUCAUCAGAUAAGACUCAUGACUGAAAAACAGCGGGAAGAAGCAGAAUGGGAAAACAUAAAUGUGCUGUUGAUGAUGCAUGGCUUAAAGCCUUUAUCUCUAGUCAAAAGAACAGAUAUGAAAGAUCUCAUCAUUUUUGACAAACAGUCAUCACAGACGAUGAGGGAGAAUUUAAAAACAAUGAUGGAGGAAACAUCGCGUCAACAGAACAUGAUCCAGGAGCUCAUAGAAACUAAUAAACAGCUUAAAAAUGAACUUCAGCAACAGCAAAGCCGAGCAGCAGAUCAGGAACAACGAGCUAAUGACUUGGAACAAAUUAUGGAGAGUGUGAAGUCCAAAAUUGGUGAAAUGGAGGAUGAAUCUGUAAAUAGGGUUUGCCAGCAACAGAAUAAAAUAAAAGAACUUCAAAAGGAGCAUAAAGUUUUACAGGCAAAAUGUGAACAUUAUAAGAUAAAACGAAUGGAGCAACAAGAGACUAUUGCUGCCUUGCAGAAGGAUAUCUAUAGGUUAACACAGGAAGAAGAAGAACGCAUUAUCACUCAAAAUAGAGUGUUUUCUUAUCUCUGCAAAAGAGUUCCUCAUACCGUCUUGGAUAAACAGUUGCUUUGCCUUAUUGAUUACUAUGAAUCUAAAAUUAGAAAAUUUCAUAAACAAAGACUAUAUAAAGAAGAUGAAAGUCAGUCAGAAGAAGAUUAUAGAAGCCUGAGUGCUUCACCCACUUACAACGGCCUUCUAAUGUCAUUACAGAAUCAACUCAAGGAAUCAAAAACUAAGAUAGAUGUACUUUUAAGUGAAAAGCUCAAUCUUCAAAAAGAUUUGGAAACCAGGCCCACACAGCAUGAAUUAAGACUUUAUAAACAGCAAGUGAAGAAACUGGAGAAAGCCCUGAAGAAAAACAUCAAAUUACAGAAUAUUAUCAGUCAAAAAAAAGCUGAGGACAAAGAGGGAAAAGAUGAGCCCAGCAAAGAUAACCAGCAGCAGGCUCUGAUUGACCAGAGAUACUUUCAGGUAUUGAGUAGCAUCAAUUCAAUUAUUCACAAUCCAAGAGCUCCAGUAAUAAUAUAUAAACAGAGCAAAGGAACAGCCCAACAUUUUAAUAGAGAUCUUGUUCAGGAUUGUGGAUUUGAGCAUCUUGUUCCUAUAAUAGAGAUGUGGGCAGAUCAACUGGCUUCCUUAAAGGAUUUAUAUAAGUCCUUGAAAAUACUGUCUACAGAACUGGUGCCUUGGCAUAAUUUAAAGAAGCAGGAUGAAAAUGAAGGUGUCAGAGUUGAAGAUCUGUUGUUUAUAGUGGAUACCAUGUUAGAAGAAGUUGAAAAUAAGGCAAAGGACAGCAAUAUGCCAGACUUCCACAUUUUGCGAGCUAUUGUUUCUCACUUCCAAAAAUUAUUUGAUGUUCCUUCUUUAACUGGAGUCUAUCCUCGAAUGAAUGAAGUUUAUACUAGGCUUGGAGAAUUGAACAAUGCUGUGAGAAACCUCCAAGAACUCUUAGAACUAGAUAGUUCAUCCUCAUUGUGUGUGCUGGUGAGCACAGUUGGAAAAUUGUGUAGGCUGAUUAAUGAAGAUGUGAAUGAAAAGAUUAUGCAGGUAUUAGGACCUGAGGACCUUCAAAGCAUUAUCCACAAAUUGGAAGAACAUGAAGAAUUUUUCCCAGCAUUUCAGGCAUUUACUAAUGAUCUACUCAAAAUCUUAGAAUGACUCUGACAUAGGAAAUUAAAUUAGAAGAGGAGAUAAGGUUUGGUAGAAGAUAAAGCAAUGAGUAAGUUAAAAUUUGGUAAGAAGAUGAGUAAAUGAAAGGCACAUCUGACUGGAGUAUAUAGCCUAGUUGAACAUAAAUUUUGUGGCCAAUUUUAUGUAGACUGGAAGCAACGGAGACAGUGAAUGUACUUUAUUCAUGCUCAUACAUUUGAAAAGAUCAUGGCAAGGGAAGACGUAAUUGGAAAGUUUAACUUGAGAUAUGAAAAUGUAGAAAUGUAUUUAUUGCCUUGUAUCUUAAAAAGCUUUGUUUCCUGCAAUAUGAUUUUACUUGCUUUGAGAUAGCGAUUAACAGUGUUUCUUGUCAUUAACAAACAUUUUACUAGGUGUGCUAUUAACACUUAUUUCAUAAUCCUUGUAUAGAAACUUCUUCUCAGAUAUAAUACUCAACAUGGUUCAUGUGGGAUCAUUUGCUUCAAUAUACAUUGUUCAUGUGCUGUUCGGUCACAGUUGAAAUUCUGGAGUAAAUAUUAACAUUUCAGAAAUUAAAUCUGUUUUGGUAAACAUGACUAUUUUUAUUAUUACUAGAUGCGAGGUGGCUUAGUGAUAAAGAAUCCACCUGUUAGUGCUGGAGACGUGGGUUUGAUCCCUGGGUCAGAAAGAUCCCCUGGAGAAGGAAAUGGCACCCCACUCCAGUAUUCUUGCCUGGGAAAUCCCAUGGACAGAGGAGCCUGGAGGGCUACAGUCCAUGGGGUCGCAGAGUCAGACACAACUUAGCAACUAAACAACAAACAACAACAACAGAUGUCAUAUUACACAUCUAGAACUACAGAGUGGAUUACUGAAUAUCAGGUAUGGAGAAGGACUUUCUUUUUUCUCAUGUAAGUGGUGUGUUUAGUUGAGAAAAUUCUCAUCUCAACCAAGAUCCUUCUCUGUGAGGUUUAUUUAUAAGGCAGAUUUCUCUUCUAGGGAGAAAACAGGUGUGAUUUUAGAAUGCGGGUCAUGGAAUAACUUGAUCUUUGUACCUUAUUUACUGCAGUAUAAUUCUCAGCUGUAGAUUUGCUCGUAUUCUUUUCCUUUCUUAUAUCAUCUGUGUUCCGACAGAAGAGAUCCCUAAGUCCUUAGAUGGAGGCCCAGGAAAGAGAAAGGGCCUCUCCUAGGGAUUUCACCAUGUAAGCUCACCCAUAUAUUAGAAAGAGGCAGUAACAUAAUGUUAUAAAUAUGGUGAGUAGUAUCUGUUGUUAAGAGCACACUGCUAAUGAGAUUAAUAUCAGAGUCAGAAGAUGCUUUUGUAGGUAGCUUUUACAAACAAAUGUCCUGUGAAUCAGUGAUACACUUUUAGAGAAAAAUUUCAUGUGCUUGAAAGCACUAGUGAUGUUGCCUUUGUGUUUGAGGUUUGCCUUUGCCCAGAGUUAUCAUUUCAUCUGAGCCUAACACUGGAUGAAGCUACUGUUUUAUUAUUGUUUUUCUGUUACAGAAAUUGAUGACUUGGAUGCCAUUGUACCUGCAGUAAGGAAAUUAAAAAUACUUUCAUACUGAAAACAAAUCA